Molecule: messenger RNA, 1296 nt
Organism: Antrostomus carolinensis (chuck-will's-widow)
Lineage: Eukaryota; Metazoa; Chordata; Aves; Caprimulgiformes; Caprimulgidae
Gene: SLC35E1
Product: solute carrier family 35 member E1
Exons: 6
Coding region: 102-905 (267 amino acids)
Source: RefSeq, a predicted model, not a curated record
ACAUCCUCCCGCUCGCCUUCGGCAAGUACUUCGCCUCCGUCUCCGCGCACGUCUCGCUCUGGAGGGUCCCGGUCUCCUACGCGCACACAGUAAAAGCGACGAUGCCGAUAUGGGUGGUCCUUCUGUCGCGGAUCAUAAUGAAGGAAAAGCAGACGACGAAGGUGUACUUGUCGCUGAUCCCCAUAAUAACUGGUGUCCUGUUGGCCACUGUCACAGAACUUUCCUUUGACAUGUGGGGACUCAUCAGUGCACUCGCUGCUACUCUGUGUUUUUCACUUCAGAACAUCUUCUCAAAGAAGGUGUUAAGAGAUUCUCGAAUACAUCAUCUGCGGUUGCUGAACAUACUGGGGUGCCAUGCUGUGUUCUUCAUGAUCCCAACGUGGGUUUUGGUAGAUCUUUCUUCCUUCUUAGUAGAAAAUGAUUUGAGCACGAUGUCUCAUUGGUCCUGGACCUUGAUGCUGCUUAUCAUCAGUGGAUUCUGUAAUUUUGCCCAGAACGUCAUUGCCUUCAGUAUUCUUAACCUGAUCAGCCCGCUGAGCUACUCUGUCGCAAAUGCCACAAAAAGAAUCAUGGUCAUCACAGUGUCCCUUAUCAUGCUGCGCAAUCCGGUUACGAGCACCAAUGUCCUUGGAAUGAUGACGGCUAUCUUAGGGGUCUUCUUGUAUAACAAGACAAAAUAUGAUGCCAACCAAGAAGCAAAGAAGCAGCUACUUCCAGUUACAACUGGAGACCUUGUGAAUUUGGACCGGCAUCGAAACACUCCUGAAAAGUCUCAGAAUGGACUGACAGCAUUUGCACAACAUGCGGACUAUCAGUACGGUCGAACCAAUAUCUUAACAGACCACUUCCAGUAUAAUCGGCAAAACUAUCCAACUACCUACAACUUAAAUCGUUUUGAUAUAUAGAAUCCUGGCAAACAGGUAUAGACUGUGAUAUCAAAGUGUCCCCAACAUUAUCAGAAACUUUAAUACAUCCGUGAAUGUAAAGCCAUUUUACUGUUACAGGUUUUGCAGAAGGGAAGAUGCAUGUGUAGUGAGAGCGGUACAGACCUUCAGCUUCUGCUGAGCAGAGCGUUAAACGCGAAACAGAUCUGACACCGGAACCUAACGCGGAGUGUAGCUCUGGUACAGAGAUGCUGGUGAAAUGCACGUACAAAACUUCAGAGUAAAAUAAUACCUGUUGUCACUGCUCCUUUUCAGAGUCUGUCAACUGAUUAUUUGUUUGGCAGCUAAAUUCUGGCCAGUAUUUUGUUUCCACGCUGGUAACGUCACCUUUAACUUGUUUUCUAAUAUGUUU